AUGUUGAGAAUGUGCAGCAGGGCUUUGGUGAAGGCGGGGAUGGUGAAGCCCUGGCAAUUGGGUAAACCUGUAUCAUCGACUCUGGUUGCUGGAAGAAACCUGAGCCAGCAGAAAGGACUGCCCAAGAUGCCUGCCCCCCCUCCUCUGCAGCAGGCCUGUGAGCUCUACCUGAACUACAUGGAGCCCAUGGUGGAGGUGAAAGAGCUGAAGCGCACAAAAGAGCUGGUGGAAGAGUUUCGGAAAGCAGGAGGUGUUGGAGAAAGACUGCAGAGAGGCCUGGAGAGGAAAGCAGACAACACUGAGAACUGGAUGACAGACUAUUUCAUGAAGAUUGAGUUCGACAAUCGUAACCCUUUGUUGGGCUCUUCAAAGUCUGGGUGUAUCUUUCCACGAAUGGACUUCAGGGACAAAAAGCGACAAAUAAGGUGUGCUGCCCAACUAAUUACGGCUGUAUUGGAAUUUAAGACAAUGAUUAAGAAUGGUACACUACUAGCUGAAUAUAUAAGAGGGAAGCAGCUGUGUAUGAAGCAGUACGAGCAGAUUCUGUCAUCCUGCAUUGUCCCUGGUCUGGAGAAAGAUUCAUUGGAGUUCUACGCAGAGAAACACAUCACUGUAGCACACAACUGUCAGUUCUUUGUGCUGGACGUGUACAACAGUGAUGGGACUCCACUUACAGUUGAUCAGCUCUGUGUUCAGCUGGAGAGGAUCUGCAACUCCUCACUACAGAACAACGUGGAGCGUGUCGGCAUCCUCACCACAGAACAUCGUGACAUCUGGAGCAAAACCUACAUCGACCUCAUCAAGGAUAAGACCAACAAAGAGUCAGUGUUGGCUAUCCAAAACAGCAUCUUCACAGUGUGUUUGGAUGGAGCGAUGCCCCCGGAUGAGACGUUUGACAACAAUGCCACUGAACAAGUGCUGCAUGGAGGAGGCAGUCAGUGGAACAGCGGAAACCGCUGGUUUGACAAGGGGCUGCAGAUAAUUAUUGGAGAAGACGGGACAUGUGGUAUAAACACCAUCAAUUCUAAUGCUGAUGGUGUAGUCGUCAUGAACAUGUGCGAGACAUUGUUAGCUGGCAUGAAAAAGCUACAGGUGAUGCAGUCUCCCUUGGAGCCGUUGCCCGUACCCCAGAGACUACACUUCAACAUCACACCAGAACUCAAGAAGGACAUUGAGGAGGCUAAGCGGCACCUGGACAUAUGGUCCCAAGACCUGGAUGUAAGGAUUACGACAUUUGACAACUUUGGGAAAAAUUUCUUAAAGGCCUACAAGUUAAGCCCUGAUGCUUUCGUACAGAUGGCGAUACAACUGGCCUACUACAGAAUACACCAGCAGAUCCCUGCAGCGCUGGAAUCUGUCUCCAUGCGUACCUUCAGACUGGGCCGUUUGGGUUUUAUCAGUUCAAACUCACCUGCCUCAGCUGCCUUUGUGAAGGCCUUUGAUGACCCCAAAAAACAGAACUCAGAGAAGGUUGAUUUAUUGGAGAAAGCUAUAAAGGCACACAAAUGGUACACUAACUUGGCAAUGGAUGGCCAUGACAUAUACAUGCACCUCUGGGCUCUUAAGAUGCAGGCUGUUGAGGAAAAAAUCUCCAUGCCUGAGAUCUUCAUUGACACCUCCUUCUAUAAAACCUUGGACAAGGGAUUCUAUCCAAGUCAGGGACGGAUCCCAGACAUCCAAAACAGAACAAAAAACAACCCAGGGAGGGCGGAGAGGGAUGAACAAAAAAACCAAAACAAGUCCACAAAAAGCAAAACGACCCAAGGAGGGCGGAGAAGGUCCAGGGGAGGCAGAGAGUCAACGGGGCGAAAACUGAGGGCUGUGGACUCGGGGAAAGAGGAAGUGAUGGCAGUGGUCACUGGGGAACUGGGGAGGACUCUUGGGCGGCCGUCGGCAAAGGCAAAAGGUGAAACCCUUCUGGCGGCUGAACAGGACGGUGAGGGUAGCGGCCCUCUGGAGGCUGAACAGGACGUCGAGGGCUCUCAGGCGGCCGGCGGCGAAGGCGAAACCCCUCUGGCAGCCGAACAGGACGUUGAGGACUCUCAGGCGGCAAAGGCGAAACCCCUCUGGCAGCCGGCGGCGAAGGACGGUGAGGGCAGCACCCCUCUGGAGGUCAAGCAGGUCGGCCAAGGCGGAGCACCUCUGGAGGCCGAGCAGGUCGGCCAAGGCGAAGCCCCUCUGGAGGCCGAGCAGGCCGGCGAAGGCGGGGCCCCUCUGGAGGCCGGGCAGGUACACCGCAAGGCUGGAAUUCAGAUAUGUUUUGGCGCUCAAGAACCAGGAUUGAACGAAAUCGUCUACGGUAUCAUGAAUGAUCACAUUGAUUUCACGGUGGCCAAUUUUAAAUCAUCCGAUACCGGCAAAGAAAAUAGAACACAUAUGACCAACCCAGUGCAGGAUGCACUGUUGGACAUGAGGGCCCUGCUGGAACAAACUAAAAGAGCUGAAGCUAAUCCAGACUUAAACCAAUAGUGCGACAUUUUGGGAAAAUGUGUUUGUUGCAGAGAGUAUAAUAAAUAUCUAUUAAUAUUCUUGAGUACCAACUGGAACAGCAUUGUUUUGAACAAAUCACUAUUGUAGACUAUAACUUUGUAAUCAUGAACCAUGGACAUGCACCAUGGACUGACCACUGUAGACAUACUUUAUGA
This is a messenger RNA of Sander lucioperca (pikeperch), 2645 nucleotides long. Its product is annotated as carnitine O-acetyltransferase-like. Gene Ontology annotation, cellular component: peroxisome. Gene Ontology annotation, molecular function: carnitine O-acetyltransferase activity. Gene Ontology annotation, biological process: carnitine metabolic process, CoA-linked. The coding region runs from base 1 to 2469 and encodes 822 amino acids. The transcript is spliced from 16 exons. Lineage: Eukaryota; Metazoa; Chordata; Actinopteri; Perciformes; Percidae. The record is from RefSeq and is a predicted model, not a curated record.